UCCUAUCAGGGAUAGUACUUUGGCAUGAUAACCAUUUGUUCCUCCAUGGUUAUCAGGAAUUGUGUGUACGGCCUGUUAGUUUCAUUAUAUUAAUAUCAAAUGUUUGAUAGUUUAUCGCAGAUGUGAGACACCUUCGUUUAGCAGUUGCUCAUGUGUGCAGGCCCGACGAUGGCCGAAAUCUUUACUUACGCUGGACGCUAACUAUCUCAGCGAAAGGUUGAAUUCAAGAUUUUUACGGUCGGUAGGUGACUAGUUUAUUCGGGUUACUGUUUAACUGUACCUGUGGUAAAAAUCCAAUCACGCUUAUGGUCUGAUGUCCUAUUUUCUAGAGGCUGGUAAGUUAAAUUGGUUACGCUGAGUACCUACCUGGACAACUUGCAUAAAUAACCGUGCAACCUAAUGAACGGUAUAUGUUUAUGUCAUGUGAUAUACACAAGCGAUGGAGAGAAUCUGUGACAAUUAACGUGACUUCCUAGGCUGUGCAACUGCACCAAAAAGCUCUUUAUUUUUGCUGUUGCGUUUGUUUACUACCUAACUCACACGCUACAUGCUAGUAGUCCUAUACAUGAUACAAUGUCUGCUCUGCUAAUUUAGCGACCUAAACUAACCACAGCACAUGUCGCCAUGUGUUCCUAGUGCACUUCACGUUAAUCUUAUGGUGAUUUAAUAUGGUGCUUUCACUCUCAUGUUUUAAUUGUUAAGUAUUGUGAUGUAAGGCCUUCUGUGAAAAGUUUAACUGUUGAGUCUCUGUCUUGCUGUAACGUGAAGGUACGCAGGAGAGGCGCUGUUGUCAAUGUGUUAUCUUUCACACACAGUUGGAUUACUCUGUAACGACUUAAAUGUGGUAGGGACCUAGUUUGUGGCAUUAGCUAAUGCAAUGCUAAUGUUAUGAUCCCCAUUUUCUGUACUCAGAUUUGCAUUAUAAAGAUUGUUGAAAAAGACCCCGUUUCCGUGGAGACAGGCGUUUCCUGUUUGCCCUUGACGUUACCUAGCGUCGGUAAACACAUGCAAGGAUUGCAGCUUGAAAAUUGGCAUUCGUAUCGUGGCCCAAAAUAAGACAUUAAGUGACUGUACGACACUGACUGUGUCUCCCAGCAGAGGUCAUAACCUGCCUGUCGCUGGGGACCCGCUGAUGAACGAAAUCAGCCCCGAUUUAUUAAUGUCUGAUCUUGAUAAUCCAGUAAACCUCUGAUCCACUCAACUCAAUUCUUACGACUAUGGAAGGGGGACCUCGGAAAACCAGAAAAAGGGCACGAAAAAAUACCUUGGCAGACAGAGUUAACUCAGAAACAGUUUCAUCUCAAGCAACAGAGGAAUCAAGUACUCUUCCAGGCUGUGAUUUUACCAUUCACAGCCUGUCCACUCCAUGUCCCUUACAAAGUACUCCAAAAAGAAGCAGGAGACAGACAAAACUGAUACAAGAAGCCUUCCAGACCUCCACACCAGUUCGCAGCUCAUCCACCGACAACCUGUCCAACACCCCCACAUCACCUUCAAGGGCAGAACAAGUAGAGCCAGAGCACACCAAGCUCAUCACAGACUUAAAGACAUCCGAAGGAGAUUCGCCAUGCAGCCAGUCAAACUCUCAGAGCAGAUGUAAGAAGGGUCAGGCUGUCGAGCCAAGACUAGUUAGAAAAACGGCGACAAAGAGAAGAACGCAGACCUGCAGUAGAAGCAAUGGUGUUCCAGCCAAGUGCCGGCCUGCCAAGAAACAAAUUGAGACAGGGAAUUUAGAAACCGACACUACUUAUGAGUCAUCAGAACGUCGUAGACCAAAGUUUGAGCUGGAGAAGCCUGAUGAAAUGGAGCAUGAUGAGUCUUCAGAACUAUCUAUAGAGCUAAGUAAUGAUGCAGACCAGCUGCCAUCGUUGUCCUUCCAGGAAGAUGAGGAAAGUGAUGAAGAGGAGGGGGAGGAGUUACCAAGUUUCUUGAUGCAGGUGGACAAAAAGCCUCCAUCCAUUAGAGAGGGAGUGUUUGUGUGGUACAAAUUUAGAAAUUAUCCAUUCUGGCCUGCAUUGGUAAAGAGUGUCAAUCGUAAGCUGAAAAAAGCCAGCAUCAUGUUCAUUGAUUACCCAAUGAUCCACCAAAAAAAGGGGUUUACUGUGGCUCUGAAAACCCUGAAGCCUUUUGACUGUGAAGGAGCUAAUGAGCUGGUGUCUAAAGCUAAAGAAAACUUUGAUGCUGCAAUCAAUUGGUCCUUGGAGCUGAUAAAAGACUACAGUAUACGGAUUGCAUGCGGCUCAUUUUCUGGCUCUUUCCUCGAGUACUUUGCUCAUGACAUGAGCUACCCAGUGAGGAGGAAGUACCCUCAGGCAGCCUCGGAAAGGCUAACAAUCGGCAGUGAUGCGAUGAUGGAGGAGCCGUGCGAUGAUCAUAAAGAGGACAGCUUUAGUGAAGAGCAGGAAGAGGUCAGCAAAACUUCAAAGAGGCUGCUGCCAGACCGGACCCAUGCUGCCCACAACCGUGCUAAUGAGAAGCUUGUACAUUUCAUCGUCAAGCAGCGCAUGGUGGAGGGACGCCUUCUGGCUGUGAUCCGUGGGCAGCAGCAGUCCAGAUGGCUUCGCUCCUUCCAGAGUGCAAAUCGGAGACGGGUGGUAAACAAACGGGUGGUGAAUAUAUACCUAGAAGAUGACGAGCAGUUGGACCAAGUCUAUUGGUACCUAAAUGACCUCUACACAUCGGCUGUGACCUCUCCCUCCCUGGCUGAGGUGAAAUCUAUGGAGAGUGUCCCUUUUGUCCUGGAUGUGCUUCUUCCUGAGGCCAUCAUCUAUGCCAUAGCUGGGGUGGACAAUGUCUCAGUAAAAAAGGCAGAAGAAAAGUACCUAAGAGGGCGAUGUAUAAGUAACAGAGAAAGACAGGAGUUUGACUUGAUGAUUGAACGGCAGAUGAAGUUAAACUCACAUAAACAGACUACUGCACUAUUUUCUGAUUCUGUCAGUUAGAGGGCUAAGUAAUGUAAAAGAUUAAUUAUUUUCAUAUUUGUUUUUUCAAGAAAGUUUUGUUUAUAGUGGAGUCUGUAUACUGCUUUGGCUUUACAAUCAGGAACGCAGUCCUCUCUGCUUGGCUUUUUUGUAAUGUAAAUACUCAAUCUCAGUAUAAAAUCUGUUUAUAAGAUGACAUAAGCUAUAUAUGAAAUGAGUGCAUUACAUUAAUGAUCAUGACUGUUUGCUGAAAAUAUAUAGAAUGCCAAAUUUCUCACAAAUCGUACAUUUAAUUGUUAGCUUAUGCUUAUGUGGUCAGUACAUUUUUUUUUUUUAAAUCAGCCAAUCCAAACGUAAUGGCUAUCACACACUAAAGGAAGGACAAGUGCCAAAUAAAAAACAGGUUUUUCGAGACACUAUACCCCAGGUGACACAUCGACCCAACAGCACAGCUACUAGGGGGCUCAGGGCAAAAUGAGCAGUUAGGACGCUAAUGCCUGACCUCACUUCCUCCCAAUCUCUGUGCAGUGUGUAUGUACCCUGUCAUCCUCAGGUACCAAGUACAAAGAAGACACAUGAUAACUUCAGUAUUAUUUUGCCCAGAGACCCUGAAGCCAAUAAUACAAGGGGUACCAGGUUCGCUAUUCGGCAGUAACUGUAGUAUGUGCUUAUUUAAUUAAACAUAUUUAUUUGGGAAUGUAUUGUGUAAGCACAAAGUCCAUUGUCGUAAUAGUUAUUAAAACGAUAUAUUGACACACUUCUCCCCAAAAACAUCCAGAUUACAAAGAACAUUUCCUAUUUCCAGUGUUGGGGAAGCUACUUUGCAAGCGUAGCUUGUAAAACUACAUGUAGUUCAGCCUGGCAGUAGUUUGAACAAACUACAUUUCUCCAGGGGUAGAAAUGUAGUUUAGCUUUAGCAACUACUUAUACUCAUUAUACUCAUUUAACUCAGCGUUAAAUAAAUCAACAUGUGGUGUAUAUGAAACAAAAUAUAAUAGCCUACAAAAAUUCACAUGCCAGUAGGGCUGUGCGAUUGCCUCUAAAUUUCAAAUUGUAGAUUGUCAUUGCUCUAGUUUGCCAAUACACGAUUAAAUCGGCAGGGGGGUGCACGUGUCCUUGGCACGUUUUUUGUUAUAAUGACGUUAUUUUUAAUGUUUUGCAUCACAUGUAUGCAAAAAGGAGCGACACCGCUGCGCUCAUAAGCCAGAAACGUGUUGCUCCUCCUCACUUCAAGUCGCUGUCAUUAACUUUUAACCUGCAAAGGCGUCAGUGCCAACACUGUAGGAAUUUAUGAAAGCCCUUGUGUGAACAUUUCAAUAGUUACACAUUAAAACAACAAUUUAUUUGCAAUAACUCUAUUGAACGACCCCGAAGCAUGAGCAAACGGGCUGUCCUAGCC
This is a messenger RNA of Scomber scombrus (Atlantic mackerel), 4320 nucleotides long. RefSeq names its product PWWP domain-containing DNA repair factor 3B-like. NCBI's taxonomy places the organism in Eukaryota, Metazoa, Chordata, Actinopteri, Scombriformes, Scombridae. The transcript is spliced from 13 exons. The coding region runs from base 1218 to 2942 and encodes 574 amino acids. The record is from RefSeq and is a predicted model, not a curated record.